Molecule: messenger RNA, 3329 nt
Organism: Sardina pilchardus (European sardine)
Lineage: Eukaryota; Metazoa; Chordata; Actinopteri; Clupeiformes; Clupeidae
Gene: tasp1
Product: taspase, threonine aspartase, 1
Exons: 14
Coding region: 329-1615 (428 amino acids)
Biological process (GO): protein maturation
Cellular component (GO): cytoplasm
Molecular function (GO): asparaginase activity; threonine-type endopeptidase activity; beta-aspartyl-peptidase activity
Source: RefSeq, a predicted model, not a curated record
UGAUUUCAUGCAAGUGUUUUGGAAGAGUUUGGUUCUGUAGCAAGGAAAGAUAGUUCUCAGUAACAUCGUGCACUACUGUUUCCUUAAAACUUCUGAUCACUGCUUAUCUACUACUGAUACCCCUUUUGCCUAUUUUACUCUCUACGUAAAUCCAACAUGUGCGUGACACUGAUUGUGGCUAGCUAGCGUUUCAGCUAGCCCACGCAAGCUUAGCUAGCUAACGUUGGCUAAAGUUUGCUGUCGUGCUGUCUCAGCUGACUGACAGCCAUCAUGUCCGCCUCCUGAGAAUACCACACAAUGAUGCCGUUAACUCUGGAAGCAUCAGGUCAUGGAGAACACAUUAAGCUUGGCAAAGGGUCGUCCGGACCCUCUUCUGCCGGCAAAUUCAGUGGCACCACGACACAACUCUAUCUCAAGUGCAGAAGGAAAGGCUGUGGGGUUUGUGUUGGUGCACGCAGGGGCAGGGUACCAUUCAGAGUCCAAAGCCAAGGAAUAUAAGCUUGUGUGCAAGAGGGCAUGCCAGAAAGCAGUGGACAGGCUGAAGGCUGGGGCCCUGGCCGUGGAGGCAGUGACUGCAGCUCUCAUUGAACUGGAGGACUCCCCAUUCACUAAUGCUGGAAUGGGCUCCAAUCUAAACCUCCUCGGAGAGAUCGAGUGUGACGCCAGCAUAAUGGACGGCAAGACUUUGCAUUACGGAGCUGUUGGAGCCUUAAGUGGGAUCAAGAACCCGGUGCUGGUGGCGAGGAGGCUGCUGAGUGAAGCACAGAAGGGCAAGCUGUCGGCUGGCAGGAUCCCCCCCUGUUUUUUAGUGGGCAAAGGAGCGCAGCAGUGGGCGGUGAGUCACGGCAUCCCUCCGUGCCCCUCGGAGAAGAUGGCCACCAAGUUCAGUAUGUCUGCCUACAGAAGGAACAAGAGGAAGAUGGAGCUGGCGGAGAAGGUGGAGACAGAGCGCUGUCAAGUGAAGAGAGGACGCCAGUCAAACGACAGUGACCUGGGGUCCUUGGACAAGGUCAAAGCUAUUAUGGCGGAUGGAGAAGAGAACGAGUCGGCGUGUCUCGACACGGUCGGUGUUAUCGUCGUGGACCAGGAGGGCAACGUGGCGGCAGCGGUGUCCAGUGGUGGUCUAGCGAUGAAGCACCCCGGACGAGUCGGACAGGCAGCUCUCUUUGGCUGUGGAUGCUGGGCUCAGAAUUCUUGCAAUGCAAAUCCUUACUCAACAGCUGUGAGUACCUCAGGCUGUGGGGAGCACCUGAUGCGCACCAUGCUGGCCAGGGAGUGCUCGUCGGCCCUGCAGUCGGAGGACGCUCAUCAGGCCCUGCUGGAGGCUAUGCAAAACAAGUUCAUCAGUUCACCCUUCCUGGCGAGUGAGGACUGUGUGUUGGGUGGUGUCAUCGUGCUGCGAUGCUGCCGGUGUGCGGAGACUUCGUCGGACAUCCAAGCUCUGCUGGUGGAGUUCUUGUGGAGUCAUACUACGGAGAGCAUGUGUGUCGGCUACAUGUCGGCGCAGGAUACCAAAGCCAAGACUCACAUAUCUAGGUUGCCCCCUGGAGCAGUCGCCGGACAGUCUUUGGCCAUUGAGGGAGGAGUGUGUCGCCUUGGCAGAACGAGUGACUAACACACACACACACACACACACACACACACACGCUAGGCCCAGUGGAAGCUGCUCAGAUAUUAGUCUAUAAAAACAACAUGAAGACCACCCACACAUUUACACAUUUCUCUCUCUCCCUCACACACACACACACACACACACACACACACACACACACACACACACACACACACUCACACGCACAAGACAAACACAGACCCAAUUAAAUAGUGCUUCCUUAGUGAUAUGAUAUUGGGUUUGUCCCUUAACUUGCCCGGGCCAGUAGUACUAAUAAACUGUGGCUGCCGAGCACUUUGCCUGAUGGACAGGCAGACAGACGGGUGUGGACAGACAUGAGCUGUGGCACACACACACAGACACACACACACACACAAACACACACACACACACACACACACAUACACACACACACACGCACUGGCAUUUCUCUGGCGCGACCGCUGAUUGGCUCUCGUCUCCACAGCCUGACGUCUUGCCUGUGGUCUUACCUGCCCUCAACGUGCCACGGCUUCCACCUCAAAUCUUCCAGCUGCAACAUGCACCGUCCUUGUCCUUGUGUAUAUAUAUAAGCUGGGGUGGAGGGAAACAGGGUGAACAUCGACUUUUAGCUCAUCUCUUGAUUGUUCUUCUGUUUUGUUUUUGUUGGUUUGUUUGUGUGUUUGUUUUACUACUAUUGCUUGAUAUUUUACUUUUUUGACAGUUUUGAGAGAGUGCAAAGCAAAGCUGUCCAGAAUAUGCGCAUUAUGUGCCACAUUUUAAGGAUCGAAAAUGUCACGUGAACAGUGUGAGAAGUUGAUUUUUUGAGUGUUUUUAUGACAGAAGAUGUCCUGAAAGGACAUUUUGAGGAAGGCUGUCACCAGUUAGUUGAGAUUUAGUUAAGACAUUCAUGACGUUAGCAAGACAUAAGAAAUAUGUUUCAUUCUAGACGGACCUGAACACACCUCUUCUGGCACACUGACACAGAUUUGCACUCGUGGUGGUUGCUCCCCUCAGUCACGUUUGAGAUGCUAGUGACCGAGUUAGCCAAAAGAGGAAUAAACGUAGGGAAAAAGUAGUAGACGCAUUGGAAAGAAUAUGCACUUUUCGUCCUAUCUAAAGCUAUUAGAGAGCUCUGCUCUGGUUCUCAUGCACGACUCCUGUUCAUAAGUACUGUAAGGUGUGCAAGGGUAUGGAGAGGAUCGCGUGGUGGCACCGUAAACAGCUCGGGUGGCGCUACACGACCGUUCCUAAUAUAUAGACUAUUUGAUCAAGACUGUUAGUCGCUCAUUUUGAAAAUGCAGUAAAUAUAUAUCUAUAUAUAUAUUUGUACUUGCUUCCUCAGAGGUCUGUAUUUUGUAGUGAAGAUAGGAAAUGGGAAAAAAAAAGCUACAGUGUAUUUAUUAGUGGCGCUCAUUUGGUUGAAUCAGGGAAGGUCAUUUGGUAAUGUGAAUAGGGGUGAGGCUCGAUGGCUGCUCUCCUUCCUCCCAGGGUAGUUGGCUUUGACACAGUCGAGGAAGGACUGCUACAGUACCCCUGUGUUGCAUCCCUCUGCAGACUCUCCAGCCGUACAAGGUGUUGAAUGGAUAACGGAUGGCAAUUUAAUGCUCAGAAUGUUAUGCCGCUCCAUGUGACAUUACUUGAAAAUUGCUUUUGGUAUGAAAUGUCUCCAAGACAUUCCUAUCAACAUUUUGUGCUAACCUCUUAACUGCAAUGCUCAAUAAAUAUCAAAUAUGUG